UAAACCUAGCAUAUCCUUCAAAAUGGCCAACAAAUUCAUUUGCACUUUAUUGCUGAUUGCCGUAUGGGCCACAAGCACAUCCGCCGAUGGAAUAGAGAAUGGUAGUCCCACCACUAUUAAGGCACAUCCCUACGUCGUCUCUCUACAAGGAACCGAUGGAACACGCGUCUGCGGUGGUGCUUUAAUCGAUUCGACGACCGUUGUCACAGCUGCUCAAUGCUUGGCUAACUACGACGUUUCACAAUUGGUCGUGGGUGUAAGCAACGGUACUCAGAUAGUAAAAAUUGCAAAGAGUACCUUCGAUGUUAACUUCGAUUAUGUGACCAUGGAAAAUGAUGUUGCCGUCGUAAUAUUGGAAAAGGCAGUAAGCGUUGGUUCGAUUCAAUUAGCUAGCUCAGAACCAAAAACUGGUGCCAGUGGUGUAGUCACCGGUUGGUCUGCAAGCAAUGCUCUGGUAGAUGUUUCGGAGACUAUCAUAACUGCCACUGAUUGCGUUUCUGGAGAGUACAGUUACGAAGAGGGUGAAGUUUUGAGUACAAUGUUGUGUGGCCUCGCUAAAAACGAAGCUUGCAACGCUCUACCUGGAAGUCCUUUGGUAUACAACAAAAAAUUGGUUGGUUUGGUUUCCUGGGGUUAUGGCUGUGCCAACAGUGCCAAUCCAGCUGUUUUCACCAACAUCGCUUCAGUGAAAUCAUGGAUAAAAAAAGCUGUAAAGAGUUUGUAA
Messenger RNA from Anastrepha obliqua, 724 nucleotides. RefSeq names its product trypsin-like. Gene Ontology annotation, biological process: proteolysis. The transcript has a single exon. The coding region runs from base 23 to 724 and encodes 233 amino acids. Lineage: Eukaryota; Metazoa; Arthropoda; Insecta; Diptera; Tephritidae. Gene Ontology annotation, molecular function: serine-type endopeptidase activity. The record is from RefSeq and is a predicted model, not a curated record.